This is a messenger RNA of Xyrauchen texanus (razorback sucker), 4233 nucleotides long. RefSeq names its product serine threonine kinase 39 (gene stk39). Lineage: Eukaryota; Metazoa; Chordata; Actinopteri; Cypriniformes; Catostomidae. The transcript has 19 exons. Gene Ontology annotation, molecular function: protein serine/threonine kinase activity; ATP binding. The record is from RefSeq and is a predicted model, not a curated record. Bases 123 to 1649 code for a protein of 508 amino acids. Gene Ontology annotation, biological process: protein phosphorylation.
GGACACCUCACACCUCAGCUUUGGGAUAGGCGGUGGACAGUAAACAGCGGUAGUGAUCGAGCAGCUCCUCUUCAGCAGCCGCGGUGAGGUGAGCGAGUAGGAGCGACUCUGUCAGUAGCAUCAUGGCGGAGCAAAGUGACUCCCCGGCGGCCGUCCAAACCCCGCAGCCGGCGGCGCUCACCACCACCAGCUGGCCCAUUGUCAAGGAGGCGUACGAGCUGCAGGAGGUGAUCGGUAGUGGAGCCACAGCAGUGGUCCAGGCAGCUCUGUGUAGCCCUCGACAGGAGCGUGUGGCCAUCAAGAGAAUCAACCUGGAGAAAUGCCAGACCAGCAUGGAUGAGCUGCUGAAAGAGAUUCAAGCCAUGAGCCAGUGUAACCAUCCAAACGUGGUCACCUACUACACUUCAUUUGUUGUAAAAGAUGAACUUUGGCUGGUCAUGAAACUCCUGAGUGGAGGAUCGGUGUUGGACAUCAUAAAGCACACUUUUAGUAAAGGAGAACAUAAAAACGGUGUAUUGGAUGAAUCCUCAAUAGCGACCAUAUUGAAGGAAGUACUGGAAGGAUUGGAUUAUCUUCACAAAAACGGGCAGAUUCACAGGGACGUGAAAGCAGGGAAUAUUCUACUAGGAGAAGAUGGAUCAGUGCAGAUCGCAGAUUUUGGUGUAAGUGCUUUUCUGUCCACCGGUGGAGACAUCACUAGACACAAAGUGAGGAAAACGUUUGUGGGGACUCCGUGCUGGAUGGCCCCUGAGGUAAUGGAGCAGGUACGGGGUUAUGACUUCAAAGCUGACAUUUGGAGUUUUGGAAUCACUGCCAUUGAACUUGCGACAGGCUCUGCGCCGUACCACCGGUACCCUCCUAUGAAGGUUUUAAUGCUCACUCUGCAGAAUGAUCCUCCUACUCUGGAGACCGGGGUCGAGGACAAAGAGAUGGUUAAGAAAUACGGAAAAUCUUUUAGAAAACUCAUAUGCCUGUGCCUUCAGAAGGACCCGGCGAAGAGGCCCACCGCUGCAGAGCUUUUGAAGUGUAAAUUCUUUCAAAAGGCAAAGAAUCGAGAAUACUUGAUUGAAAAGCUGCUUAGUAAAGGACCAAACAUAAGCCAAAGAGCCAAGAAGGUCAGAAGGGUUCCAGGAUCAAGUGGUCACCUACACAAGACCGAGGAUGGAGACUGGGAAUGGAGUGAUGAUGAGAUGGAUGAAAUAAGUGAAGAGGGGAAGGCUGCUGUCAAUCACGGAAGAUCACGCAGGGUCAAAGAAGAAAACCAGCAUGUUGAGGUGAAUGCCAACAGUCUCCCGGUAGAGGACUUGUCCAUUCAGCAUCCCCAGGUUCAACCGUUGGAGAAACCACUGAGUGUUCAGGGAACUGUGAACAUGGUCCUGAGGUUAAGGAACUCGAGGAAGGAGCUGAAUGACAUACGGUUUGAAUUCACUCCUGGGAAAGAUACGGCUGAAGGAGUUUCUCAGGAGCUUUUUUCUGCUGGUCUGGUCAAUGGACAUGAUGUUGUAGUCGUGGCUGCUAACCUUCAGAAGAUUGUAGAAGACCCAGUUACCUAUAAAGUAUUGACUUUUAAGUUGGCGUCAGGCUGUGACAGCUCAGAAAUCCCAGAUGAGGUGAAGUUGAUUGGCUUUGCACAGUUGAGCGUCACCUGAUACACGUCUCAUUACCACAGCACAGCAGAGGAGAGGACAGGAGGAGGAUGACGGCGGCUACUAGGGUGUUUCUUUUGGAAGGAACCAAAUGCUACAGGAACUGGCAGGAGGAGGGUUUGGUACCACGCUGAAGACCUCUGCAAACUCUCACUUCCUGUUCCCAGCUUUAACUUUUCCCCAAAUCACCUGCAAUCUUCCACAAGAAUGUUUGCACCUUUGCAAUCAAAAAUAGCACUCUCAUUCAAAAACAAGUUCUGCAAAAAUAGUUUUCUUAAUCAGUAUUUUUCCAGUCAAAAAUAUCUAAACAUCAUUAAAAUAAGAUUGGGAACUUGAGAAACUAAACUGAAUAAGAUAAUAAAGACCUGUUUUCAGAGAAUAUAUUUUGAAUGAUAUAAUUUAUUAAAUAUGAAUAAUUUUAUAAUAUAAUUUAUUAUUGUUUUAAUUUAUUCAUUUAAGCAUAAAUCUAUUUAAAAAUGCUUAAAACAAAAAAUGGGUUCAGAAAAUUAAACCAUUUGCAUUAUUAAUACAUUAUUAAUUACAUACAAAAUACAUUAUUAAUAAAUAAGAAUAACAUUAAAUGAAUACAUUAAAACAAUAAUAAUUAUUUUAUCAUUAUUAAUAUUAUAUAACAUGUAUUGCACAUUAUAUAAUUAUUACAAUUAUUAUUAUACAUUAAUUGUAUAUUAUUAAAGGUUUAUUACUAUGCAUAUACAUUUUUUUCACACAUUUUGUUUGAAUAUUUUUACAGGAAAAAAAUAUGGAUUAAGAGAAUUGUUUUUUGCAGGACACACACGUGCGCACACACCUGCUCUGUUCCCCAAAAACUCCACUUGCAAUGACCUUCACCAACACAUUUCCCAAAACUCAAAGCAGGAUCCCCUCAUCUCAGGAGGCAAUAGCUAGUGAAACAAAAAAUUUUUUUUUUUUUUUUUUUUUUUUUGUAUUAUGAUUGUUAUUGCUUUUGACAAAAGCUCUUACAGAGUAUUAUUAUUAUUAUUGAAAAAAUGCCUUUUAAUUAUUUUUCUCCUAUAUGUAUUUGGAAAGAGUAGCUUCUUAUGCGCAAAUUGUAAACCUGAAGCGGAGAUGCGUCCUCCCUCUGAAUGUAAAAAGCAUUUUCAUUUUCAAUGUUAUUUUAACACAUUUGAACUGCACUAUUGUACAUAGAGAAAUUCUGAUGUACAAUGAAAACAAGGGAAUCUUUUUUUUUUUUCUCUAGCUUAAAGGAUCAGUUCUUUCAAAAAUGAAAAUUAUGUCUUAUUUACUCACCCUCACGUUGGUCCAAACCUGUAUGACUGACUGACUGACUUCCAUGGAACAAAAAAGACAACAUUUUGACCAAUUCUACUUGUUCCUCUUUCCCACGGAAUUACAAAAGUAUGAGUACUUGGGCUUUCAGGCUUCAAAAUAGAUGUAAGAGCAUGAUUUAAGUACCAUAAACAUUGUUUAAACAAUUGUGCACUAUAUUCCAAGCCUUCUAUUAGUUUUAAGAAACAGACCAAAAUUAAUAGUUAAAUAGUUAUUCACUAAUAAUAAACUGUCUCUUAAAAAUAUAGUGCAUAUGGAUUUUUUAAUGGCGCUUUUUUUAUUUGUUAUUUUUUUUUGGGAGAUGGCAGCCCCAGUCCUCGUUUACUUUCAUUAUAUGGAAAAGAGUGGCUAAGAUAUUAUUAAAAAAAAAUAAAAACAAACACUCUUUUGUGUUCCAUGGAAGCAAAAAUGUCAUAUGGGUUUGGAACAACGUGAAGGUGCGUAAACGAUAACUGAAUUUUCAUUUUUGGGUGAACUAUUCCUUUAAAAGACUAUGACAUGAGAGAACAUGAAUGCUGCCAUGUGCAAAUAUACUGCAUUAUUUUCAGGACAGUGUUGAUGCUUCAUUGAUAGAGGUGCCUUGAUUCUUUAAAUCUGUGCCUAAAAUAUUUAGGUAACAAGCUUGAAGCUGUUUAAAGCCGAAUCUGUCUUUGUUCUGCUGACAUUGAGCAGUAAAAAGGUUGCUUUUUAAAAGCAGAUGUACAAUUCGUUUAUAGUAUUUGCACUGAUCAGUGGCUUGCAUUAAAGUAAACAGCUUAGAUUUCAUGCAGUGCAACAUACGUGCACCAGCGUCGCCAACGCUUUGACCCAGAGGAACCAUCCAGAUUUAACCCGUUAAAGCUUUGUCAUGUGACAAAGAGGUCAUAACCACCACAACACACACUUUAAUCCUGAUGUAUUGUAUUUAAAAAGCCUAUUGAUGAUUAAGCGUCAUUUUACAGCACUUGAAUGUGUUUGGUUUUGAACCAUGUUUCGGUCUCUGACGCAGCUAAAGAUGUAUGAAGUAUUUUGUAAAGGAAACCAAAUGUACUACUGAAUGACAGAAAAGCCAUCUGUGUGUCCAAAACAAAUAUAGUACCUUGAUUUAUGUUCUCAACCCAAAUGUACAUAAAUUUAACUAGAAUUAAAUACUUUAUUAUUAUGAUUAUUUAAGUUGUGUUUUCUGUAUACCAUGCGUAUACCAUGUGUGUACUCCCCUAACUAUUCAGCCCGUGUUCCCUUUCUGUAAUCAGCCAAGAAUAUAACAUUUCUGCGAAAGAACAAUAAAUAAAAAAGAAUU